CAUAACAUUAACGCAAUACGGUUUGCUCACCAGUAUCUAUUUAUCAUGACAAGCAGCUUAUUAAGAUGUAGCAAUCAUUUUAGAAAUGACAUAAAACUUAUAACAAUUAACAAAAAUAAGAAAGUGAUAAAUUUCAUACCUUUACAAGGUAAUAAAACAUUUGUUAGUUGGAUAAGUUGUGCAGGUGAGAAAGACAAAUUUACAUCACAGAUAAAAAGUAAGAAGGAAAUUAAAGAACUAUUGAUAACUAAAACACUUAACAGUAUGGUGAAAGAUAUAAACAAUCAGAAACAUAUAAUGGAAAAACACAUAUUAAAUAUUAUAGAGUAUAUGGAGUCAUACCAAGUAUUUGGUAUGAACGAAAACAAUGAAAUGCUUUCAUUGCUUCAGUGGUGUAAUUAUAUAACUGAUUGUUUACCAUUAGAGAAAAUAAAACUUGGACAAUCUUUAUGGCUAUUUUUAACUGUAUACGAUUUCAAGGUGUCUACAGAACAUUAUAAUGCACUUUUAAAGUUAUAUGUUGAUAAUGAACAUACUUUUUCAACUGCGAAAUUAAUGACAGAUAUGUACUCUAAACAAAUUUAUCCAAAUAAACAAUCAUAUGACAUGUGUAUCAAAUAUUGCUGUAAGAAAGGAAAUAUUGACGAAGCUCUAAAGCUUAUACAAGAUAUGAAAAUGUAUAGAAUAAAUAUUUCAGAAUCUGUUUUAAAUUCAUUAAUGAUAGGGUAUUCUCAAUCUGGAGAUAUAUUAAGUAUAAAUGAAAUUAAAAAUGUUAUGAAACAAAAUAAAUUAAGUUCGAGGGGUGAUACAUAUGCUGCUGUUUUAUAUGUUUAUGCAGUAUUAAAUGAUAUUAAUAAAGUGAAAGAAACAAUUGAAAAUUGUUAUUUAAAAAACAUAUAUUUUGACAAUCAAAUUAUUUUAAAUACAAUUUAUAUAUUUGUAAAAAAUAAUCACCUUAAAGAUAUCAGAACUGUAUACCAGUAUUUAAUAAAAAAACGUAUGAUUACAAAUUGUGAAGUGCAAAUUAUAUUAAAAUUAUUAGAUAUUAAUUAUUCUAUAGCUAUAGACAUUCUUGUAAUAAUAAGUUUAGAUAAUAAUCAUCCACAUUUCAAAAAUAUUAUAACAUUAAUUUUAAAACAUCUGGUUAAUAACAGAGUGGCACUUGAAGACAUUAUUAAAUUAUUUGUUUGUUUUAAAGACGAAAGUAUAUUUAGAAAAUCCCUUUUAGUAUUAUUAUACUAUUCAUUAUUGAAAUGUGAUAAUUUAUCUCUUUCUGUACUCAAAAUAUGUAAAAAUCAUUAUCUGAUAAAGCCACACUACUUUUGGCCACUUCUAGUUAGACAAGCAUAUAAAUAUAAUCUACAAGGCAUUUUAGAUAUUCUUCAAAUUAUGAUAAAUGACUUUAACAUAAAACCUUGUGUGGAUACAAUUACUGAUUAUAUUUUACCAUUUAUUUUUGGAGAUAUACAUAAUAUAAGAAAUGUGUUAAUAAAACAUAGAGUAAAUGCAACAGUGGUAAAUAAUGCUUAUGUGUUAUUCAUGCUAAGAAGAUAUAAAAUAAAAACUGCUGCGAAAUACAUGAAAUAUUUUCAAGAUAAAUAUUUUUAUAAAAUAAUCAGUGUUGAUCUCAGAUAUGUUUUGGUUUCUACAACUGAUGUAAUGAAUUUUAUAUUUAUUAGUUCUAAUUUAGUAGAAGAUACUAAUUCAUAUAAAUCAUGUAUGAUGACCGAUCAAUGGUGCAAUAUAAAAUUAGUGCCAAUGGAUCGGCAGUUUUAUGAUUGUAUACUUGAUUUCCCAUUUACAGAAACAUGGUUCAAAAGGUUAAUAGGAAAAUAUAAAAUUGAGAAUAUUGUUUAAAGUUUUUGAAAUUGAUAAAUAUAAUUGAUAAACAAAUUAU
Messenger RNA from Eufriesea mexicana, 1897 nucleotides. RefSeq names its product bicoid stability factor (gene bsf). Gene Ontology annotation, cellular component: mitochondrion; nucleus. The record is from RefSeq and is a predicted model, not a curated record. The transcript is spliced from 10 exons. Gene Ontology annotation, molecular function: mRNA 3'-UTR binding; protein binding. Gene Ontology annotation, biological process: regulation of mitochondrial translation. Lineage: Eukaryota; Metazoa; Arthropoda; Insecta; Hymenoptera; Apidae. The coding region runs from base 46 to 1857 and encodes 603 amino acids.